Messenger RNA from Filobasidium floriforme, 965 nucleotides. Its product is annotated as putative mitochondrial ornithine transporter 1. Gene Ontology annotation, molecular function: L-ornithine transmembrane transporter activity. Lineage: Eukaryota; Fungi; Basidiomycota; Tremellomycetes; Filobasidiales; Filobasidiaceae. The transcript is spliced from 12 exons. The record is from RefSeq and is a predicted model, not a curated record. Gene Ontology annotation, biological process: mitochondrial L-ornithine transmembrane transport. The coding region runs from base 69 to 965 and encodes 298 amino acids.
CAUUAGUGCUUCGGCCGUAUCGAUCAUACCGAAGCACCUACACUCUAGGAUAACUAGACUAACUGACUAUGGACGCCGAGGAUCAGCCCAUAGCAGCCAGAACGGAUGGAGCCAACUUGCUGACCGAGUUGAUUGCCGGCAGCGUCGGAGGAGCGUGCCAGGUCAUCGUCGGACAGCCGCUCGACACGCUGAAAGUUAGAGCACAAACCGCGCCUCCGGGGACUUUCAAGAACACAUGGGACAUCGCCCGACAGACCGCUGCCAAAGAGGGCGUCUGGGCCUUCUACAAAGGCAUGGCUAGUCCGCUCAUCGGUAUCGCCGCCGUCAACUCGCUACUGUUCGCGGCAUAUGGGACAUGUAAACGCGCCAUCUCCCCGUUCGGCGAGCUGUCGCUACCGCAGACAGCCCUAGCUGGAAUGGGUGCUGGGGUGGCACAGUCCGUUCUGGCUAGUCCGGUCGAACUCGGUAAAAUUCGUAUGCAGGCACAGUACGGCGGGAAAGAGGACAAACGACUAGUCGCCGUAAUCACCGAUCUGUACAAGCGGUACGGCCUGCGACACGGCAUAAUGCGAGGGUUUUGGGCCACAAGCGCUCGGGACGCUCUUGCGUAUGCUGGGUUCUAUACCGGCUACGAGGCGACGAAACGGGCUCUCACUCCAGCGGGGACGAAAACUCCGUCCACCGGCGUGUACCUCGCAUCAGGUGCUGUUGGCGGGACGUGCUACUGGCUUGCGUGCUAUCCGCUCGACAUGGUCAAGAGCCGAGUCCAGCUUCGAGCGGAGCCUCCACGACCCGGCUUAGGAUACAUUGUGACCGAGCUCUCGGCCAUUGUGCGACAAGGCGGAGUGGCGGGUCUCUUCAAGGGCAUCGUGCCCACCCUGCUACGAGCGGUGCCGGCUGCAGCAGUCACGUUCGGAGCGUUCGAGUUGACCAAAGAUUUCAUCGUGUCCAAUCGUCUCAUUUGA